CUGCUGUGGGUGAGUCUGUUCCUGACUUGCACCGUGUGCAUGGGUGUCCAGAUCGUGGAGAGGAUUGUCCACUACUACAGCUACCCCACGUCUGUCAACGUGCACGUCAAUUUUAACAAGACCCUCGCUUUUCCUGCCAUUACCAUCUGCAACCAAAACGCUUUCAGGGCCACAGCAGCGUCAGAACAAGGGGUGUACCGUCUCCUGGAGGAACUUUUCUCCAACCCUCUCAGUGUCAACGAGUCGACCUUGGCCCAGCACGGCGUCCUUGACCUCCCGAUGGACACGCUGUACAGGAUGACGUCACACAAGAAGGAAGAUCUUAUUGUCAGGGAAGUGACGUCGCGAAUGGACAAUCUGAAAUUCCAACACUUUCUGGCCCUGGAAAUAGCCGUGAGGACAAAAUUCCGAAAACUGCAGGAGGUCUUGACGGGUGACGUCACCAGCCGUAUCCAAGCCCAGCGCGACAACCUUUACGAGAUCCGUGAACGCAUGUCACAAGUGUGGGAGAGGAAAAAGUAUCUCUUGGAGUGGCAGAAAUACCAUGUAGAAAAGAAUUUCAUGCGCGCCCGCAACGCGAUGGAGGAGAGAACUAUGUUCUACUUGAUGCUGGGGUUCCAGGAGUUCUCUUUCCAAAUCGAAACUCGGAUCCGUCAGAUGGCAGAGCCACCCGACAACUUUACCAUGUCACAAGAUGUUCGCAGUUCCCUCUACCUGGAUACGAUGAACACACUGAUGGGCCGCAUUGAUCUCGCCGAGCGGGCCCACGCCAACUACACACAGCUGUACCAGGCAUACCACAACGGCACGCCCAUCUUCCGGUACAAGUUCCAGGAGGAGAAACGGGCAGACAACCUUCUGAUGACGCCCAAACCUCUGCUCCGCCAAUCUCUGUUCAGGACCUCCUACACCCGGAAGUACAGCAGUCGAGUUGGGAAGGACAUUCUGGAGAUAAAAAAAUAUCUGGAGUUCUACUCUGGCCUCGCCAACACGAGUUUCGCCAAUUGGACAGUGGACGAGGAUGAUAUGUACCUGGCCAAUAUCUUGUUUCUCAAUCGAGGCCGGCGUUUUUAUCAGAGCCGCAGUGUGUUCUACGUGGAGUCCGUGGAGUACCCACAGCGCGUCAUGGUGCAGAAGAUCGAGGACUUAGACCGGGCCUGGCGAGGGCUGGGGGAUGACCUGCGUCAGCUGACUUCAGGAGUGGACACUCUGCUGACCAGUCUGGCCGUCCUGGAGCAGAGCAUCAUGGCCAGACUACAGAGUCUCAUAGAGGUGGCUCAGGUGUACAUUGACCAAGGGAGCGUCACCAAGAUGCAGGUGGCUAAAGACCUGACAUCAGAUGACGUAUACGAAGGCAUCCACGACAUGAAAAACUUCUUCUUCGCUCUCCGGUCACGUGGUCAAGAGGUGUACGAUGGUUGGACGAGGCUGGUGUUGUCGACCAAUCAGGUUUGGAAGGCGGUGCUCAAUGAUGAAAACUUGGAAGAGUAUUGCGAAGCCAAAAACGUCGUGGAUUUCCUACGGAAUUAUACUGUCGUGGCUGAGGAAACGGAGAACAACUUUACUGCCAGUCGUGAUGCGUUCGACUUCCGGUACUCGCUGGGGAAUCUGGACAGUGAAUUCCUCCAAAGUCUGAACUUGUUGAUGGAUGAUAUGAGGAGCUAUAUACAGGAGGCCAAGUUGGAUUCUUCAUUUAUCAGGUGACAUCGGCGGCUCCAUGGGUCUUUUCGUCGGUGCGAGCGUCCUCACAAUCUAUGAGGUCAUUGACCUCCUGGUCCAGCACAUCAUCACCUCUCUCGCCUGUGGUCGGAGGCUGUCCUUGUGGCUCAAAUCCCUCACCUGUCAGCGGGCUGUCACGCGCACCAAGUGACCGGUGUGCCACGUCACGUCGUGUUCACGUCGUGUUCACGUCAUGUUCACGUCACCUCACGUUACGUCACGUCACCUCAUGUCGUGUCACGGCACGUCACAUAAUAAGUGGAAUAAUAAUAAUCACGCCGAAGUCUUGUGUCAACGUGACGUCACGAUAAUAGUAACAGCAACUAAAUGGAAAGAGGAGCGAGGGGAAAAACGAUUUGUUUCACCCGUUUUACAGUCACGAACACAUUGUACAUGUUUAUUCUGUAAUGUAAGUGUUGUGUUGUUCCACCCCUCAACAAAAUUUAGAACAUUUGGGAGGCGGGCUUCAACUCUGUGUAUCAGGGCCAACUCGGGAAGAGAAGGAUAUAAAAUCUCAGCAGAAAGACCGAGGUAUUCGAUUAAUUAAGUAUUCUACCCACUUGGGAAUCGAGCUCGAGUUUCUUGCGUGCGACGGUGAAGCACCUAACCGCUGCGCUACAGACACAGGUAGUAGUCAUGUAUACAUGUAACAUAACAUACAGCUUUUGCAACCGUACUCAAGAAAGUAUUCUAAACCCGUGGACGGCAAUGAUGGUCCCGAUGAAGAAACGACGUAGUUAGAACCACCACGGAGGAGCUGUCACGAUGUUGCCAUGCCGGCAAACGAGGAGGAGUCAAGGAUACGGAAAUUUGAGAUGUAUCGAUGAUAGAAUUUUCUACUCUGUAAACCAUAGCCUGCCGAACUGAAGCGUGAUAUAUACCCAAACCCCCCGCCCCAACAAUGUUUUAAUUUUACGUUACAUGGAUAAGGUUAGGAUUAGAGUUUGUGUCAGGUUUGAAUUUAGAGUUUGGGUUAGGUACGGGUUAAGCUUAGCGUGACGUUUAGAGUUAGGAUUACAGUAUUAUCUUUUUUGUUUGAUAUCAUUCGGUUUCCAAGCCUUGGGCCAAUAAAAUUUGGAGUAAGCUCAACCAGCAGCACAUCUAGAUCUAUAAUUAUUCUAUCAGAUAUCCAUUCUGGUAGUACAUUGUAGUUGUUUAUGUUGACUCUACCGUAGCGGUCAAAGGUCUUUAGUUUUAGUUAGUGUUUUACGGCAUUUGCAACACAAUAAGGUCAUAUAAGUGCCGAAGAUUAGAGGUGUUACAAGAGGUGCAAACACAAAAAGAAGGGAGAGAGAUAAAGACGAUAGGUGUUUGAUAGGAAAGAAGGAGCACAUGCCAACCACCCACAGGUCAAAGGUCUAAGUCAUAGAGCUAAAGUGAAAAUGAUAGCUCCUCGGCAGUUGGACAAAGUUUAUUACACCUGGUACAUGUAACAGACACGUCACGGUGGUCAGUGACUUCCAAGUCACCCACGCUGAAUCCAAGAGGAAUGACGCAGAAACAUCGGAUACUCUCUGGUGAUCUGUUGUGAUGAAGAAGAUGACCUUCUGUGUCGUGACGUCAGUCCAGUGGUCAGUCUUGACCUCCCUGAACGAACAAAGACACUGAGAUUUGGUGAUGCGCACUUUUUUGUAAUCUUUGUGUGGAAUUUAAUUACUAUAACAAAGUCUAUUUAUGGACAGCUCUCAGAGAUAUUAACCUGUAAAAUAAUUAAAACUCUGGCACCUUUAACUUUCAUUCAAAGGGGGAGGGGGGUGCACUUUUGUCAGGAACACAAUAGAUUAGGGGGAACAUGUUUAUUGGUGCAACAGCAGCACUGUUCUUGCGAGCUUACAAAUUCAAAACAAUUACAGCGAAAGAUCUUGUCAGUAUGUUAGUGUUUUAGCGCCUGUAAAUGGCUGCUUGCACUGUAUGCUUCCCAGGAAGUUGAGGUUGUGUCAGAAUGCUCUCCGGUCUGGUCUGCUGGGGUUUUAGUAUAGAUUGGGAAGUGCAUAAAGCUUCCUAUUUGAGAGGGGAUUUGCGCUAUACAAAUACAAAUGCUAUCUAUCUAUCUAUUAUUUGUAGGGUCCUUGUUUCGGUAAAACAAAAGUAUCUCCCCUCUCCUCCCCUCCCCCACCAUCUUUUCCUCUCAUUUUGGACUACCCGUACUUCAUAUAGAGGACAAUUUUGGGGUCACAGCGGGGUCAUAGUGGGGUGACAGUUAUGUCUCUGUUGAAGGAGCAGGAAAUAGCCGGUUAUCUUGAUGGCCCUUCCUUAUAUGAAGAAAUCAGUCUGUUGACACAAAUACAUGAUUCAUAAUAUCACAA
This is a messenger RNA of Aplysia californica (California sea hare), 4025 nucleotides long. RefSeq lists its product as uncharacterized. Gene Ontology annotation, biological process: sodium ion transmembrane transport. Gene Ontology annotation, cellular component: membrane. NCBI's taxonomy places the organism in Eukaryota, Metazoa, Mollusca, Gastropoda, Aplysiida, Aplysiidae. The record is from RefSeq and is a predicted model, not a curated record. Gene Ontology annotation, molecular function: ligand-gated sodium channel activity.